AUGGAGGGGAUGUCUUUGGUGAUAACCAAGGUGGGAGUCGAUGACGGAUUGUGGGUGGGAAUUGAAUCAAUAACGUCAUUGUUGCAAUCUCGGCAAAUGUUCAGCAGCGAAGACGAAGUGAGAAUCAUGAAUGCAUGCAACGAUGGUGAAAGAAUAAGAAGAUUUUUGAAUACACUGGAGAGCAAACCAGAUGCCACGUAUAAAGCAUUUUGUAACGUCCUUGAACUUCACUACCCUCAUAUCUUCCUCAUGCUCAUUGGCUGGGAGCAUUGCUUGGAUGGUGCCAAUCAUCACAGUGCUCGCGGUGCUAACGUGGUUCAAGACUCAUUAUCUGCAAUCACUGCACUUAAUCAAUAUAGCCCUCAACAUAAUCUGAUAAAGCAAAUACAAAAUAAUAUACAUAAUAACUUGACUAAUAAUAGUAAUAAAAUAGCUUUGAUGUGGAUUCCCAGUCACAUAGGAAUUCAUGGCAACGAAGAAGCAGAUCAACUCGCAUCACAAGCCCAUGCUAUCCCAAUAUCAAAUGUACCAAUUCCAUACAGUGAUUUAAGAACUUGGGCAAAAAAAAUUAUGAAUGAGAAAUGGCAACUUGAAUGGAAUAAGAUUAACAAUUAUCUUAAACUAUCCAUGCCAAGUGUUUAUAAAAAAAAAAAUCCAGAUGAAUCUAAGGGUUUAAACCGUAAACUGAGGACAAUUAUUAAUAGGUUAAAAAUAGGCCAUUCAAAAUACACUCAUUCUUGGAUAAUCAACAAAACAAAUCCACCAGCAUGCAACUUUUGUGAUGAAAAACUUUCUGUACAACACUUGGUGGAAUGCAAAAACCAUGAUGAUAUUCGGAAACGAUAUCAGAUCCCCUCAGAUAUUGAAAAAAUUUUAAAGAGAGAAAACAUCAAUAAUCUAAUAACAUAUCUUCAGGAGAUAAAAAUACUCGACAGAAUAUAG
This is a messenger RNA of Helobdella robusta, 942 nucleotides long. RefSeq lists its product as hypothetical. The transcript is spliced from 4 exons. Gene Ontology annotation, biological process: DNA replication, removal of RNA primer. Gene Ontology annotation, molecular function: nucleic acid binding; RNA-DNA hybrid ribonuclease activity. The coding region runs from base 1 to 942 and encodes 313 amino acids. Lineage: Eukaryota; Metazoa; Annelida; Clitellata; Rhynchobdellida; Glossiphoniidae. The record is from RefSeq and is a predicted model, not a curated record.